GCUUCCUGACUUCAUCUUGGGAACAGGCCGUGCUGUGCGCCAGCCCGGGGAGCCCACCGUCCGGGGAGGCGGAGGAUUAAAAGGUCCCAACCUCCUCCCCAGGGGAUCAAAGAGUGACUCGGCCGGUCCGGGCAUGGCGGACCCGGUGGCGGGCAUCGCGGGCUCGGCGGCCAAGAGCGUGCGGCCAUUUCGCUCCAGUGAGGCCUACGUGGAGGCCAUGAAGGAGGACCUGGCCGAGUGGCUCAAUGCCUUGUACGGCCUGGGUCUCCCGGGUGGUGGUGAUGGCUUCCUGACGGGGCUGGCCACGGGCACGACCCUGUGCCAACAUGCCAACGCCGUGACCGAGGCUGCCCGUGCAUUGGCAGCUGCCCGACCGGCCCGAGGUGUGGCCUUCCAGGCACACAGUGUAGUGCCUGGCUCCUUCAUGGCCCGCGACAACGUGGCCACCUUCAUCGGCUGGUGCCGCACGGAGCUGGGUGUGCCGGAGGUGCUCAUGUUUGAGACUGAGGACCUGGUGCUUCGCAAGAACGAGAAGAGCGUGGUGCUGUGCCUGCUGGAGGUGGCACGGCGUGGGGCCCGCCUGGGCCUGCUCGCCCCACGCCUCGUGCAGUUCGAGCAGGAGAUUGAGCGGGAGCUGCGUGCUGCACCCCCAGCCCCCAACACCCCUGCUGCUGGGGAGGACACCAUUGAAACCACCCCUGCACCAGGGACUCCUGCCCGUGGCCCCCGCAUGACACCCAGCGACCUGCGCAACCUCGACGAGCUGGUGAGGGAGAUCCUGGGCCGCUGCACCUGCCCCGACCAGUUCCCCAUGAUCAAGGUCUCGGAGGGGAAGUACCGUGUGGGGGACUCAAGCCUGCUCAUCUUUGUGCGGGUGCUGAGGAGCCACGUGAUGGUGCGAGUGGGUGGUGGCUGGGACACGCUGGAGCAUUACCUGGACAAGCACGACCCGUGCCGCUGCUCCUCCACCGCUCAUCGCCCACCCCAGCCGAGGGUCCGUACCUUUUCUCCGCAGAGGGUGUCGCCCACUCCCAGUCCCCGCCCUGCUAGCCCACUUCCCGGGAGUGAGCGCGGGGGCUCCCGACCUGAGAUGACUCCCCUUAGCUUACGAAGCACAAAGGAGGGGCCUGAGACCCCGCCCAGGCCCCGGGAUCAGCUGCCCCCCCAUCCCCGCUCCCGCCGCUACUCCGGGGACAGUGACUCCUCAGCCUCCUCCGCCCAGAGCGGCCCCCUUGGUACCCGCAGUGAUGACACAGGCACUGGCCCCCGGAGGGAGCGACCCAGCCGGCGGCUGACCACAGGCACCCCGGCCUCUCCGAGACGGCCUCCUGCCCUGCGCAGCCAGUCCCGAGACCGGCUGGAUCGGGGCCGGCCCCGGGGGGCCCCAGGAGGCAGGGGAGCCCAGUUGUCAGCCCCCAGCCCUGCCCGGCGGGCCCGGAGCCAGAGCCGCGAGGAGCAGACUGUGCUGCUUGUGCGCAGGGAUCGAGACGGGCAGCACUCAUGGGUGCCAAGGGGCAGGGGCACUGGGGGCUCGGGCAGGAGCACCCCCCAGACUCCCCGUGCCCGCAGCCCUGCAGCACCCCGGCUUUCACGGGUCUCCAGCCCCAGUCCAGAGUUGGGCACCACACCGGCCAGCAUCUUCCGCACACCCCUGCAGCUCGACCCGCAGCAGGAGCAGCAGCUGUUUCGGCGCCUGGAAGAGGAGUUCCUGGCCAAUGCCCGGGCUCUUGAGGCUGUUGCUAGCGUGACCCCCACUGGACCAGCCCCUGACCCAGCUCGGGCCCCUGACCCUCCAGCUCCUGACUCUGCCUACUGUUCCUCCAGUUCCUCCUCUUCGUCCCUCAGCGUCCUGGGUGGCAAAUGUGGCCAACCUGGGGACUCUGGCCGGACGGCCAAUGGCCUGUCUGGGCCGCGAAGCCAAGCCCUUUCCAGCUCUUCCGAUGAAGGCAGCCCCUGCCCUGGCAUGGGGGGGCCACUAGAUGCACCUGGGAGCUCCCUGGCUGGCCCCGAACCCUUGAGGACCUGGGCACGGGGUCGGAUGGACACACAGCCAGACCGUAAACCCUCACGCAUCCCCACGCCUCGGGGCCCCCGCCGCCCCUCCGGACCUGCAGAGCUUGGGACCUGGCAUGCCCUGCACUCAGUCACCCCAAGGGCUGAGCCAGAUUCUUGGAUGUGAUGGACCAGCUCACUGUCCCCAGACCCCAUCCCUUCUCCUUUUCCUUUGUGGCCUUAACCCCUCUGCAUCAGGGAGCCCCCUCUGCCUCUUGAGUACCAGACCUCAUGGGACCAGACCCCUUGGGACCACAUGGCACAAUGGGACCUCUGUUGUACAUUCCGAUUAGGGGAUGAGCGUUGCUAUUUAAUUACUAAUAUUAUUGAAUGCCUUAGAGGAGGCCGGGCCAGCCCGGUGUCCUGAAGACCUGUGGCCCAGCAGAGCCUCUGACAGUAAAGUUUUGCUCCAGCCA
Mandrillus leucophaeus (drill) is the source of this 2468-nucleotide messenger RNA. It is a transcript of the gene GAS2L1, whose product is annotated as growth arrest-specific 2 like 1. The coding region runs from base 134 to 2179 and encodes 681 amino acids. Gene Ontology annotation, cellular component: cytoplasm; microtubule plus-end; stress fiber. Gene Ontology annotation, molecular function: cytoskeletal adaptor activity; actin filament binding; microtubule binding. Gene Ontology annotation, biological process: actin crosslink formation; protein localization to microtubule plus-end; regulation of microtubule polymerization or depolymerization. NCBI's taxonomy places the organism in Eukaryota, Metazoa, Chordata, Mammalia, Primates, Cercopithecidae. The transcript has 6 exons. The record is from RefSeq and is a predicted model, not a curated record.